AUGGAGCGUGAGGGGGAGCCUCCCCCGCAACCCCAGAGGCGCAACAGGCGUCAGGUGCCGGUAGUGGAGCGUCAGCUUGCCGAGAGAAAUAUUUUCUCCGGUGAGCCGCCACGCCCACUACCGUCCAUCCGCACAAUGAGUGCGCAGCAGCGCUCCGGCAGACCAUCGCCGGAGGCGUCCAACUAUACAAGUACUGAGGAAGACGAAGAGGAGGAGACCGCCUCGGUAACAUCCAUCCGACAGCAGCCGCAGCCACGGGCAAGCGGAAGCGGAGAGAUCGCAGGGGGCUCAUAUUUUUAUGCAGCCCCCGCGGAUUAUACCCCACCGCCACGCCAGCCGAAGGCGCAGCGCAGGCACACACCACCAGAGACGGAGGCGUCCCUCCUGGAGAAGAGGACGAAGGUGGGUCCCCCCACCUCAUCGCCGGAGGAGGGGCCGCAAGAACGAGACAAACCGCAAGUAAGUCAACCUGGGGCGAGGGCGUAUUCCCAACCCCCCAGGUCGCCUUCAUUAAAUAUAACUCCUACAAGCACACCCAGUAUCUCCCCGGAUAGGAGGUCCAACCGGGACCUCGAUAUGGAGGAAUAUGGAGGAGAGUCCGUAUGGACGGAUGCGACGUCGUAUGCGACGUUCGCGAACGACGGCGUAAGCCGUGUUACACCAUCAAACUACGAACCGAAGCCGUCAACGUCGUAUGCGACGGCAGCACAAAAACCGCCAUCACCAAGCGUCCAAGGGCGGACUAGUUCACCCAAAGCGCCGAAGGACACCAAAGGACAGUCCACUCAGGAGAGCACAAGAAAGGGCGCGGGGAACAACACCCCCCCGCCCCCGCACCUCCAAAGCAUAGGAAAAGUCGUCGAGAAG
Iphiclides podalirius (scarce swallowtail) is the source of this 867-nucleotide messenger RNA. Lineage: Eukaryota; Metazoa; Arthropoda; Insecta; Lepidoptera; Papilionidae. The record is from the annotation of a GenBank genome assembly.